Molecule: messenger RNA, 1112 nt
Organism: Misgurnus anguillicaudatus (oriental weatherfish)
Lineage: Eukaryota; Metazoa; Chordata; Actinopteri; Cypriniformes; Cobitidae
Source: RefSeq, a predicted model, not a curated record
GGGCAAAUCCAAAGCAUAAAUCCAAAUACUAGUGAUGGUCGCCUUCGAAGCACUGCUUCAUGAGGCUUCGAAACCUUUACGAAUCUUUUGUUUCGAAUCAUUGGUUCGGAGCUUGUUUCAAAUUUGGCCAAGUCACGUGAUUUCAGCAAACGAGGCUUCGUGACGUCAUUACUGUUUCGAAACGUUUCGAAACUCCGUUGGUUCACCACUAGGGGGUGUUGAUUUCAAAGUGAACCCAUGAACCAGUAUGUGAACUCCCGCCAGAUUUGACUAUAUAAACAGCAAGCAAAGGCAAGAUGUUGUGGGUUAUAGAGUUGGUGGAUGAAAUUGUUAAUUUGGCAUUUGAUAGCGAUUGUGAAAUGAGUGGAAUUAAAAGACCAAGACCAAGAUCAAUUGUCUGGGAUCACUUUGAGAGUUUGGAGAACAAUAUUGUGAGAUGUAUGUUGUGUGAUCAACACCUGACAUACCACAAUAACACCUCAUCAAUGUUGAGGCACUUGCCCUCCAAACAUCCAGAUGAAGCUGAUGGACACACAUCCGGUGAAAUAACUGGCACAUCCAGUAGAGGUGAAACAUCUGGCACAUCCAAACAAGCAAGGCAAAGGAACAUUGAUGAGGCUCUGGUGGACAUGAUAGUGAAGGAUUCCCAGCCAUUUUCCAUGGUGGAGGACGAGGGCUUCAGGGCUUUUGUGCAGAAACUGGAUCCAACAUAUGUGCUUCCAUCAAGGCAUGGGCUGAAGGACAUGGUUGAGGCAAGGUAUAAAGUGACAAAAGAGAAGGUGGUGGAGGAAGUCAAAAGCGCAAACACUGUGAAUCUUACAUCUGACAUGUGGACAUCAAUAAAUACGGAGGCAUACCUUGCAGUAACAUGCCAUUAUAUCAUUGAAGAGAAGUUGUGUAGUGUUGUGCUGGGAGUUUUGAAGUUUCCUGAAACCCACACAGCAGAGCACAUCAAAGAAGCAAAGUCCAUUUUGCUAGAGUCCUGGGGAAUAAGAGACAAAGUGACAUGUCUCAUCACAGACCAUGCCUCGAACAUGACACUGUGCGCGAAUCUGCUUCAGAUUAGACACAUUCCUUGCUUUGCACAUGUCACAGGAGUGACGAUCUUUUAG